This is a messenger RNA of Brassica rapa (field mustard), 2347 nucleotides long. Its product is annotated as ananain. Lineage: Eukaryota; Viridiplantae; Streptophyta; Magnoliopsida; Brassicales; Brassicaceae. Gene Ontology annotation, molecular function: cysteine-type peptidase activity. Gene Ontology annotation, biological process: proteolysis. The record is from RefSeq and is a predicted model, not a curated record.
UUUGUGUAAGCUUGAAAUUUUCAUAUGUUCUUACUUAUCGUAUCCAUCAAAACCAAAAAAAAUAUAUGGUAGUGUCGCAUUGGUUACUAUUCUUUCCAUGGAUCUUAGGAUCUCUCAAGCUACAUCCCGUAUCAUUUUUCAGGAGACAACCAUUGCUGAUUACCACCAACACUGGAUGAUCCAAUUCUCUCGAGUUUAUAGCGAUGAGUCGGAGAAACAGAUGAGGCUUAAAAUAUUCAAGAAAAACUUGGAAUUCAUUGAGAACUUCAAUAACAAGGGGAAUCAAAGCUACAAACUUGGUGUCAACGAGUUCACGGAUUUGACCGAUGAGGAGUUCCUAGCCACCAACACGGGUAUCAGUGAUAUUAACGUAACUUCACCAUCCGUAACGAUGCUACCUUGGAAUUGGAACGUCAGCCGCGUUGGUGAGAGUAAGGACUGGAGAAAGGGAGGAGUUGUAACACCUGUAAAAAAACAAGGAGGAUGUGGUAAGCUUGCUAGAAUUACAUAUUAUAACAAAAACCUAGUAUCACUGUCCAAACAGCAACUUAUAGAUUGUGAUAGAGCGCGUAACCAUGGCUGCAAAGGCAGAUCAAUGAGUCAAGACAUAUGCUUUCCAGUACUGUACAUUGUAUCAAACCGAGGCAUUGCUUCAGAUCAAGCAUAUCCUUACCAAGUGAAAGAUGGGGCUUGCCAGUCACACGUCAAACCCGCCAUGCAGAUCAAAGAGUUCAAUGCAGUUCAACAAAAAAACGAGUGUGCGUUGCUUGAGGCUGUAUCGCGACAGGCCGUCUCGGUGGGGAUUGCUGCAAGGAAACAGUUUCAUCCAAGUGGAGUGUAUAAUGCCGGAGACACUGGGACACUUAUGAAUCAUGCAAUGACGUUGGUUGGGUACGCAAGCCCAGAAGGAAUCAAGUAUUGGCGGGCUAAGAAUUCAUGGGGUACGACUCGGGGAGAGAAUGGUUACAUUAGACUUCGUAGAGAUGUGGAGUGGCCUCAAGGCAUGUGUGGUGUCGCUCAGUAUGCUUUCAUUUUGCUUGACUAGCUAACUCGGUUAUAUGAUUUUAUACUGAAAUAAGCAAACUAAUAAUUGCUAACAGCGUUACAAUUAUGUUUAAAAUUUAAUGAAGCAAGUAUCCCAAGAAAUUGAUUUAAAACGAAUGGAGAACACAUAAAAAGAAGAAGCAUAUCAGGCAAGAUUAGAGAUAAAAUGAGGAGAAAAACGAGCUUUAAGCCUGUUUGCCGCUGCUGGGGUUGGACUUAGGGCAGACUGCAGAGGUUCCAACGUCCCUUGGCACGUCGGCGCUUGAUGGUGGCUCGACCACUAAUGGUUCGCAUCCUCAAACGGAAACCAUGAGUCCUAGCCAGUGACUUUCUUGAUCGGCUUCUCUUUGUUUGACACAAAGCAGCUUUUCCAGCUCUCACCAAAGCCCUCUGCGUUUUUGGCCAUUCAUUCCAGUGCUGAGAUCAAACGCAAUGGACAAACCUGGCAAAAGACAUGGAAACGAAACAAGAACGUUAUAUGGUCGGGUAGUAUCUAAGCUAGAUAUUGUAUUGUUCCGAAUCUCCAAGUCUUUGAUAAUUAAAAGAACAUGUAUUCAAAGCUAUUACAAUACUGUAGUCUACUGGUUAAGGUUUAAAGACUUUUACACUCAGGUUUGGGGUUCGAAUCCCAAACUAUACAAUACUAUAAACAAUUUAUUGUAGUAUUGUAAUCUUUUACAUAUCAUAAUAAAUCAGCUUUAAAAAAAAACUAUUAAUUUUGCAGAGAAAUAGGAAAAGAAAAGAAUUUUAGUUAGUUAGUAAAUUAUUGUUUUUUUUAUAGUUAUCUCAUCCAAUUUCUUUUUUUUCUACCUGCAGCGUAGAGUGUUUUAUCAUGUGCAGUCGCUACCAUCGUAAGAUUAGUCUAGUCACCAAUAAGAACAAGCCACGUGAGAGAUCAUGAAGUGAAUAGUAGACCCAGAACACUGACUAUGAACCCAACAAUCGUCAACAACUUGCUGAGACUUAUCUUUCGGAAUAGACUUGAAUCAUGAAUCGGGUUUAGGACUUGAGACAGACCAGAUUCUGAACAGGUCUAACAAAGAAAUUAAAUAAAAGGCUAAAAGUAUCUCAGCCGGUGGUUAUGUAACACAAUCUUGCCUGCGGUUAUGAAUUGUUCAAAAAAAGCACUCUAUACAACACUGAACGGGAAGAACCACACAAGAAUGUCGUACCGUAACUAAAAGAUAUUUCUACAACUUUCCAACAUUGCAUCAAUUAUUUUUUUCGUGAGGUUAACACCAGAUACCAGUCUUUCAUCGUUUGAACAUCUUGGACCACAUGUAGAGAAUAAAGAAGCAGAACA